Messenger RNA from Triticum aestivum (bread wheat), 1666 nucleotides. RefSeq lists its product as uncharacterized. The coding region runs from base 864 to 1502 and encodes 212 amino acids. The record is from RefSeq and is a predicted model, not a curated record. Lineage: Eukaryota; Viridiplantae; Streptophyta; Magnoliopsida; Poales; Poaceae. The transcript has a single exon.
GAGACGAAUGGGAUUGGGGGCUAGGUUUUCACCGCGCCCUACGAUCCAGCCCCACGCCUCUCGCUUUCUCACCCAGGACGCACGCGGGACGCACCAAUACACUGGGCCCGUAGACAUUUGAGGCCCACCCGUCAUGGACAAGGAAGCAAAACAAAUGAGUCACAGAGGACUAACGGCCACGACUUUGACAGCAGCGUAAAAAUCCCUGUUGCUGUGAAAUCGUGCGGCCACAACACACGCGCGCCGCGAAUGCCCCUGGAAUGGCGGGUACUCUACCAGGCUUUAUAUGUUAGAUUAUACACCUACUUCAAGAUAGACAACAUGUCAUCACUAUGAUCCGCUGCUCGAGGAACUGUGUGGCUCACUGCCUUGCUCAAAUAGGGCACACAUAGUAUACGCUCUGUCGUGUGGGUAAGGUCUAGACCUGAUGAGAUUAACGUCGUGUACCAGAACGACUGUAUGCCUAAUGGUUAAGAAAUGAAAGUUUCUUUCUCGUCAAAAAAUAAGGAUGCGAACCUGGAACUUUGAGGGUACCCUCCAACCCUAUUUAGUUCAAGUAAAUGAACUAAAUUUUUAUAAUUCACAUUAUUUUUAAAAUUUUAAUUCAUCUGAUUGAACUAAGUAGGAUCGGAAGGUACCCUAAAGGUUUCAAAUUUACAUGCCUAAAAAAUAAACACCGCACACUAGAACACUUGCAGCUGUGCGGGUCACUGUGCUAGUCGGAUAAAAAUAGCAUUACCGCGGCGCUAUAUAUGGCUUUGUGGGAUAACUGUGAUUCUAAUCCUCCUCGGGUGGUCUUUCCGUCCAUGGUUUAGCCAUGAAGUGCAUGUGCCUGUCCCCAGCCACAGGAAAUCGCCCGAUACAUGCAGCCACGCACGCCGCGCGUCCAGAUCGGGAGCCGCCAACGUGCGGCAAUGGCAGGCCUCGCCGCGGCUUUCGCCGUGGCGACCCUCGCGGCGAUGGCCCACGCCACCACCGCCGGCUCCCCGCCGUUGCCGCCGUCGUCGCAGCCGUGGUCGUCGUCCUACUACGCGGCCGUGGAGAACCGGCUGUCGGCGGGGGCCGGCAUGGUGCUCGUCUGCCGCGCGCUGGGCGGCGGCGACAUCUUUACCCAGUGGAGCGUCGUGCCGCGUGGCCGCGUGCCCCGCGACGGCCGCCGCGUCUUGGAGCUCCUGGUGGACGCCAAGACGUACGGGUGGGUCACCUGCAGCUGGGCCUACCAGGGAAACUACGUCGGCGCCAUGCCGCUCUUCGACUCGCGGUGGCCGGAGGCCAAGCGGUGCCAGGACGUCGCCGGCGGCGGCCUGUGCCGCGUCGUGUUCGAGAGCGACAUGGUGCGCCUCGAGACGCCCGGCGGGGGACAGCGGGUUCUCGGCGACCUGCCGGUGAAACGUUGCCGGCGGCACUGGCUCCUGUUCAGCACGGAGUGCACGUACCCGGACCAUCCCUACCCCUACGCCGGCCGCCGCCUCAGCAACGCCUUCGAAUACUUUGGCGUGUGACCGGUUAGGGAAUUCAUUUUUUUUUUGUUUUGAGAAUCCGUUAGGGAAUUCAUUAGGGCAUCUCGAUUGAAUGUACGUAAUGGAACAUAGUACCACGUAGCACUCCUCUCUCCUCCUAUGAACGUUUUUACGACGAAUGCCCAGCCCACACGAUGGGCAGCUUG